AUGAAUAAAUUUACUUUAAAAUUCGAUGAUGACAUCCUGGAAGAAUAAUAUUAAAAUGUUAAACUGGCAAAAAUAAGAAAACCAAUAUAUAUAGGAUUGUUAGCUCUAUGCUUUUGCAUGAUCGGUGCAAAUGCUAUACUAAAUUUGUUUACUUCAUAAUAGUCUCUUUUAAAAAAAUAUAUCAAUUAUUCAUACCUUAUUUUUAUGGUGUUCCAAGCUAUUCUAGUAUACAAAAAGCCUACUCUAAUAAAAUACUUAUUGAUUGUAUCAAAUAUUACCACAGGUUUGUUAUAAUUUAAUUUUAAUGAUUAGACAUCAGCCUAAAUAUACUAUGCAUAAAGCUCAUCAUUUACUUAACUAUAGGCAGUCGCGUACUUCAUUUCUGAUUUUCGAGACGGAGUAAUACAGGUUAUAGCCUUGUUGGUUAUGCGAUUGAUGAUUACCUCAAUAAAGAUCGAUGAUGUUGAUUUGCAGACGGUUUUAAUAGGGAUAGCUUCGACGUCAUUCAUUUUAAUCGCCUUGUAUGUUAAUGACCAGAACUCAAGAAAAGAAUUUCUGUCAAGUAUUUCAGAAGAUUUAUGGGAUCAUUCAUUGUCCUUCCUUAUUAAAAAACCACAUUUUAGGGUACAAUACAAUAAGGAAUAUAUGAAAAUUGAUUUAAUUUCCUAACAUCAAUUAUGUGAUUUCCCAGGGUAUGACGAAAAUUUGUGCGAAGGGUGUAAUUGUCGAUAAAUAUUACACUCGUAUCAAUACUAAUAAUCGACUUUAAGCGAAUUCGUUUUGGAGUAAGCAUAAACAAUUCAAAAUUCAAUUUAAGUCCAUUAUAAAAAUCAUUUAUUUCAUUUAAGAAUAGUGUGUGUUGGAAUUAAGAAUUUGAAUUUUAUUGUAAUUUUCGAAUAAAAAACUGCUGAUGGUUAUGGAUAGAUAGUCCCAACAAAAAUGCGAAAUGUAAUUUUUCAAUAAAUUAAAUCAUAAUAAUAAAGAUCAAUUUAUUAAAUUUUUUUUAAUUAAGGAUUAUUAUCUAUUUUAUUAAUUAAUUAGAUGUAAUUGAAAGAAGUAGAAAUAACUCAAAUUUUUAAAAAGCUGAAUAAAUAAUAUAAAUAUUCGAUGAAACCUAUUAAAAUACUUCCGAAAGGUAUUAAAUUAAAACUAAAAACCUAUUCCUCCUAAUUGAAAGUAUUUUUAAUUCAAAUUUUCCAAAUCUUUGACUAAGUAUCCCAUAAAAGGAUCACUAUAUCAUUUCAAGACAUAGAAGAUUGUAUUCUGAUGCAGAUUUAAUUUAAAUAGAACCUAGAGAAAAAUAUCAACCUCUUAUUUCUAAACCUAUAUAGUUAAAACAUAUUUAUUCAAAAAAUAAAGCCACUCUUGCUAUUUAAUGAAUUAAAUAUUGAUCUGCAAAUACAGUUCAAAAAACACAUAAAGUACUAACUAAUUUGA
Molecule: messenger RNA, 1437 nt
Organism: Paramecium octaurelia
Lineage: Eukaryota; Ciliophora; Oligohymenophorea; Peniculida; Parameciidae
Source: the annotation of a GenBank genome assembly